Molecule: messenger RNA, 1236 nt
Organism: Branchiostoma belcheri (Belcher's lancelet)
Lineage: Eukaryota; Metazoa; Chordata; Leptocardii; Amphioxiformes; Branchiostomatidae
Exons: 2
Coding region: 1-879 (292 amino acids)
Source: RefSeq, a predicted model, not a curated record
AUGUCGAAACGAGGUGGCCGGCGAAGGCACCGGCGGGCUCGAGCUCGGGCCGCUAUAGCUACUUCUUCCACUUUCCCGGCCUGUAACGUGCUGGAUGAGCCGCGGGACGGACACCGGCUGGUGUUUAAAGCGGCUAUGAUUACUAUGUUGCUUCUUGUAACUGUGACUACGGUGGUUACUGAGACCGCCACAGUUCAGUGGUACUACAACAACACCGCUGUAGAUACUACAUCUGCCAGCCUUCCCCCGUACCGGAGCUGGGGAUACAGCACAGGGACGGAUCCCGAGGUUGCGCACAACACCGGGAAAAGGUUCCCAGUAAAGCCCGGAUUUGGAGACGACCCGACUCUGAUUCCCGACGAUGUGAUCACUGAUCCUGGCAUGCCUCCUGGGGAUGAAGUUCGCCCACCUAUUCAGGGGCCAACUGUCUUUGGAUGCAGCGUGCAGGAGGAAAUUGACGGCGUGCCGGAUAUCCUCAAGUCCUGGGCCUUCAUGACGACAGAUCAGCGCAACGUGUACCUCGCCAUGGCGCGGCUUCGCAUCAUGAAGCAGAUCUUCGAGGUUCUGAACCGCGAGUUUGAUCCUGAGAUGAUGGCCCAGUUUGCUCCCGCCUCUAAGAUGACCCAGUCUGCGCUGAAGCCGGACACAUCUACUGAUGAGAAAACAAAGGGCGACAUGGAGAAGACGGAGAUGGCUGCGGAAGGCAGGGUGCUGGUGGAGAACGCCACAGAAACGACAAACAACACGACAAGCCACGAGGGGAAGCACCGCAUGAUCGGGGGUAUCCGGUGGGUUGAGACGGUCGCACUUACCGUGUUUGGUGUGGUGGCUGCGGGGUCGGUGGCCUACAGCUACAGCUGCACGGCACAGAUCACUUAAGUUAGAGACAGGUCCACACGUGGUUGGAACCGAUAUGGUUUAUCUAUGAGUAUGAGCUUCUGAUGAAGUUAUACUUUUAAUGAAAACAGAAAUACCCCUGCCAAGAUGGCAAACCUACGUCAGAUGUAAUUAACAUUUCUUGACACUCUCGGUAAUGAAUUGGUACAUUUGAGAAACAUUGUUCAUUUGCUUGUUUUACAGUGAGGUUAAUUGAUAACUGUGAUUCUUUUUUUUUUCUACUAAAGACAUAAAUGCCUGAGAGAUGCUCUGUUACUUACUUUGUUAAGUACCCACGUCAACAUUACUUAAGAUCCAAUCUCAGAUAUAGAUCACACAUUUCAUUGUCAUGUCUCCUUU